This is a messenger RNA of Haliaeetus leucocephalus (bald eagle), 3552 nucleotides long. It is a transcript of the gene TPM2, whose product is annotated as tropomyosin 2 (beta). The coding region runs from base 59 to 913 and encodes 284 amino acids. Gene Ontology annotation, molecular function: actin filament binding. Lineage: Eukaryota; Metazoa; Chordata; Aves; Accipitriformes; Accipitridae. Gene Ontology annotation, cellular component: actin filament. The record is from RefSeq and is a predicted model, not a curated record. Gene Ontology annotation, biological process: muscle contraction; actin filament organization. The transcript is spliced from 9 exons.
CCCCCGGUGCUCCGCGCCUCGCCACCGCUCCGCGCCCCGUCGCCCGCCCGCCGCCACCAUGGAAGCCAUCAAGAAGAAGAUGCAGAUGCUGAAACUGGACAAGGAGAACGCCAUCGACCGUGCCGAGCAGGCGGAGGCUGACAAGAAGCAAGCGGAGGACCGCUGCAAGCAGCUGGAGGAAGAGCAGCAGGGUCUGCAGAAGAAGCUGAAGGGCACGGAGGAUGAGGUGGAGAAGUACUCCGAGUCUGUCAAGGAGGCCCAGGAGAAGCUGGAGCAGGCGGAGAAGAAAGCUACAGACGCUGAGGCUGAAGUGGCUUCUCUGAACCGCCGUAUCCAGCUGGUGGAGGAGGAGCUGGACCGAGCCCAGGAGCGCCUGGCCACUGCCCUGCAGAAGCUGGAGGAAGCUGAGAAGGCAGCAGAUGAGAGCGAGAGAGGCAUGAAGGUCAUCGAAAACAGGGCCAUGAAAGAUGAGGAGAAGAUGGAGCUCCAGGAAAUGCAGCUGAAAGAGGCGAAGCACAUCGCAGAGGAGGCUGACCGCAAAUACGAGGAGGUCGCCCGCAAGCUGGUUGUCCUUGAGGGAGAGCUGGAACGCUCAGAGGAGAGGGCAGAGGUGGCGGAGAGUAAAUGUGGUGACCUAGAGGAGGAGCUGAAAAUUGUCACCAACAACUUGAAGUCCCUGGAGGCCCAGGCUGACAAGUAUUCCACCAAGGAGGACAAGUAUGAGGAGGAAAUCAAGCUUCUAGGGGAAAAACUGAAGGAGGCUGAGACCCGGGCGGAGUUUGCAGAGAGGUCUGUGGCAAAGCUGGAGAAAACCAUUGAUGAUCUAGAAGACGAAGUGUAUGCGCAGAAGAUGAAGUACAAAGCCAUCAGCGAGGAGCUGGACAAUGCACUUAAUGAUAUCACCUCCCUCUGAGCCCCCCGCCGGACACCAGCACUGCACCCCUCCCUGCCUGCCUCUUCCCUCCCCAGCUCUUGCUUGCCUGGCUGUCCCACUACCCUCCCUGCCUGGUCUGUCCUCCUCCUGUCCUUCCUAGCCUGUGCCUGUCUGUCAGCUCCUUUGGGGCAGGUGCCGGCCCAGGGUGUUCCCGCAAUACCCCUCUUUGUGGGGAGUCAAGGUAUAGGUGCUUGGGGGUGCUGGGCAGGGCAGGGAAACAGCCUCUGGGACCCCGACGGGCUGCACGGACAGCGCCUAAUGCAGUUGCAGGUCUGUGACACAGCAUUGCCCAGUGGGAUACAGGGCUGUGCCCAGGAGCCCUUUGCUCCAGCAGCUCCCUCCUUGGCUCUCCAGCAGCAGGAGCGCAGGGAACCCUGCAGCUCUAGGGCCAGUGGGGCCACCUAACCCCCACAUCCCCCUAACAAAGUCCACCAGUGCUGCUUGCUGGGCCCAGUGUGGGAAGGACCUGCACAGAGGAAGCAGCAUCUCCGCUGCCAAAGCUCAGGCCCACGGGAUGAAGGGUUGGGUCCAGCUGCGCAGGCAGCUCUUUCCCAGGCAGGCAGGCAGGCAGGCAGUCCGUCCGUCCCAAGACCCCCAGCUCCUCCCGCAUCCCUGCCUCCCUUCUGUCCUUUGCACAUCGCUCUUCAGUUUGCAUUUCAUGACUUUUCUUUUAUGUUCUGUCCCUCUGGGUUACUGAGUUGGUCUCAAUAAAGCAUUUUUGUGUCCUUGGUUUCUCCUUUGUUUUCUUCAUGCCACUCUGUCCCUCAUCUCCUGCCUGUCUCAUACAGGUGCUGGUAGCAGGGUGGUAGGAGGUGGUCGCAGGUAGCUCGCAGCCGCUGGACGCCUGGGAUGGCUGUGGCUGAGCCCCGAGCGGCUCCCACGCUGCCAGGCUGAGCGGGAUGGGGCCCUUUUUGCCUCUGCCUGGAGAUGACCCCUGCCACCCCCCGGCCCUCAUACACAGCUUUCCUCAUCUUGUGCCAUCUUCUCCAUGACUCUUUUGUCCUGAAAUAGCAGGGUUAGACUUGGUCCUGUCCAUUCCCUGUCCCCACUCCCAGACAUUGCCUGCAAGCAGCGAUCUCAGCCGUGGCCUCUCUCCUGCAUCACUCUCCCUCAAUGAAGGGGCUGACCCUGCCCUUCAGCAGCAAUCCCUAAAUGGGUCCCUGAUCCUCCUCCUUCUUCCUCAGCAUCCUACCCUGCCCCAGAACCCAGUUCCCAAACUGAUGGACCCACAGCCCCAUCCCUGGCCCUGGACCAGCUGCCUGCUCCUGCCAGUCCAGCUUGUCCCUGCUGCUGGCUGGGUGGCUGUGGGAUUUCCAGUUAGGGCUUUGGGGAACACUGUUUUCUUUUCACUAACUUGCCUUUCUCUCUCUCUUCCCUCUGCUGCGCUGAUGUCUCUGUUUUCUCUAGAGCGCUCCCGGCAGGAGGCUGAGAAAAACCGUGUUCUCACUAACGAGCUGCGGGUCAUCCUUACUGAACUUAACAACUGAGCUGCCCAGAGCUCCCGGCCCCAGCCCAGCCUCCCUGCCUCAUUUUGGCCAGGCUGGCUCGGGGCUGGGAGCCCCUACCCGCUCCCCGCCAGAACUAGGCAGGGUGGGGAGCCUUGGCUUAUGCUCCUGGGGGUAACCGCCCUGCUUGGAGGGGGACAGGGAGCCUCUCUGCAGCUGGUCGGUUUUUCCUGGGAGAGGAAUGAGGGGUUUUGAGAUGUCGUGGGACGCCCACAUGGUGAUGGCUGUCCGCCGGCAUCAGCCUGGCCCUGCUGGGGAGGGAUGCAGUGGUUUCUAUCGCUGCCUUCCUCCCCUUGUCCCAGGACUCAGCGGCCAGCCUCUUCCUCCUCACUCUGGUCACCCCAAACUGUGCAAGGAGGAUCCCCUCAGAGCAGGGUCCCUGCAGGGUGCUGGGAGGGCUGAGAUAGGAACUGGGGACCCGGCAGCACCCGCUGCCCCAAACUUGGAGCAGGGGACAGGGAAGAGCCCAGCAGGGAGUGCUGGGAGAUGAGGCUGAGUGGGCAGAGUUCUCGUCCCAUCCCCGUCUCUGGAGGGAAGGAGGAUGCCAUCUGGAAGCGAACACCGGAGGAGGCUGCCUCGGCAGUAAGCUGCCUGGCAGAGCUCAUCCCUGCAGCCUCUUUAGCUCUGCUCCUUCUCUGUCUGCCCACCCUUCUGGGCUCCUGUCUCACUCCUUUUCUUCAUGGAGCACCACUGGGUCAUGCAGCAGGCACUGUCUCUCCUCUUUUCGCUGGCCAAGCAUUUGUGCACGUGCCCACAGCCAGCUGGUGGUGAUGCCCUGAGGCAGGAUAUACUGGUGACUGGCCAAGGAAUGGUACCCGCCAGUGGUACCAGCGCUGCGGAGGGCCCAGCCAUGGGCAACCGGGCACCAUGGGACAAUGGAAAUGCUGAAGAGCGGGGACUGCCUGCCCCCAGUGACCAGCCUGGCUGGCCUGGCCACCCCAGCAGGUCCUGGAGCAGCUGGGCUCAUCCCUGCCAGCGAUGGGGCUGCUUGCAUGCAGUCUGCUCCGCAGGGAUGCCCCACUUAGCUGGAGUCUGUCACUGUACUGAAAUGUCCAUCUGUGUGUGUGUCUGUGGUUGGUGUGAUGUGUGUGUGUCCGGCUGCAUCUGGGUACA